AUGGGCCAGAACGACCCGAUGGUCAUUCGGAUGGACAUCGCCAAUUACCAGGUGCAUAAGGUAUUAAUUGAUAGUGGUAGUUCUGUGGAUAUCAUUUUUACUAACGUGCUCAGGAAGAUGGAGCUGAGUGAACUAAAAUUGAAACCUGUACAAACUCCCUUGGUCGGGUUCGGGGGAAGCGAGGUCGUGCCCGAAGGGUUGAUUGAUUUACCUGUGUCAAUUGGAGAAGAGCCUCAAAGGAAGACUUGCAUAGUGCGGUUUUUUGUUGUGGACAGCCCGUUCGCGUACAAUGUUGUUUUCGGGCGACCCGGGCUUAACAAGUUUAGAACAGUGGUAUCCACCUAUCAUUUGAAGAUGAAAUUCCCCAUUAAGUAUGGGGUCGGAAAGAACAAGGACAUGUUCGCAUGGAGCCCAUCCGAUUUCAAAGGAAUCGACCCUAAAGUUAUAGUGCAUCACCUCAACAUUGAUCCUCAGAUUAAGCCAGUGAAGCAGAAGAAAAAAAUGUUUGGGGUGGAACGAAACAGGAUCAUUGAAGAGGAGGUGAAUAAGUUGCUACAGGCUGGGUUCGUGAGGGAGAUCCAGUACACGACCUGGCUCUCAAACGUGGUCAUCGUCACAAAGGCUGCAAGAAAAUGGCGCAUGUGCACAUAUUUCACCGAUCUCAACAAGGCAUGCCCAAAGGAUCCUUACCCAUUACCUAGAAUAGAUUUACUGGUUGAUUGA
This is a messenger RNA of Sesamum indicum (sesame), 723 nucleotides long. RefSeq lists its product as uncharacterized. NCBI's taxonomy places the organism in Eukaryota, Viridiplantae, Streptophyta, Magnoliopsida, Lamiales, Pedaliaceae. The record is from RefSeq and is a predicted model, not a curated record.